UUUAUCAAAGAGGCAUUGUGAAGAGGUCUGGUUGUUUAAGCUGAAAUGGAAGGAAGUGUUUUAAGGUUUUCAGAGAAAAAAGAAAAAUGUUCUAACUUGAAAUUGUCGCUCCAUGUAGCAGAACAUGAGCUCUGUCAGCAACAGCUACCUCAACAUAUAGUUAAAAUACAAUGCAUGCAUGGAGUUGUACAUGCAGAAUUAAUAUCCAUUUAGUCAGAAAAUUACAGUUUUUUUCUUCUCUUUUUCCCACAACAUUCUGUUGUAAGGUAUAUGCAUGCACCAUUGCUCAAAACAGCUGACUAUACUCAGAUUUCUCUUUUGCUUGUCUUUGGAUGCUUUAAUUUCAGCUCUUACCAGUGCAUUUCUAUAACUCGUGUAUUUCUGCUGUGGCUGUGAAGCAUUCCCUCUUUCAGCUCACGACUUCCCAGGAUGGCCAAUCAGAUUUAGGAACCUCCCCCAGGGGAGUGUGUGUUCAGACUCAUGGAGCCUCAGGUUUUCUCCCAGGUCAGACUUUCCUGCUGUUCUUUCCUAACUUGGCUAAGCAUCAUCUCUUUCGUCUCAUCACUGGCCCCAGGUUUUUGAAGAAGCUGUGGUGGAUGUUUAUGGACUCUAACUAAAGAGGUUUCAAAUCACAAAAAUGGAAACAGACAGCAUCAGUAAAGCUUCACAAAAUGGCCCCACAGACAAAGAUGGGCCCUUGGAGACAAAGCGACCUGAGAAAGCAACAAUGCUUCAACAAGAUAUUGGUUUGCUGAGUGGCAUUUCCCUGAUUGUGGGAACAAUGAUUGGCUCAGGGAUCUUCAUUUCUCCUAAAUCAGUGUUGCUGUACUCAGGAGCUGUGGGUCCCUGUCUCCUCAUCUGGACUGCCUGUGGAGUAUUAGCCACUAUGGGAGCCCUUUGCUAUGCUGAACUUGGUACUAUGAUCACCAAAUCAGGGGCAGAGUACUCCUACUUAAUGGAGGGUUUUGGAUCCCUUGUUGCCUACCUUUACUCUUGGACCACUGUUAUGGUGCUGAAACCUUCUUCAUUUGCUAUCAUCACUCUUAGCUUUGCAGAAUAUGCCUCUGCUCCAUUUUACCCUGACUGCACCCCUCCGCUCGUGAUUAUCAAGUGCCUGUCAGCAGCUGCAAUAAUCAUAAUCACUGGUGUCAACUGUUUUAGCGUCAAACUAGCAAGCUAUGUGCAGAACUUUUUCACUGGGGCCAAACUUAUUAUCAUCGUCAUCAUUGUGGUGGCUGGCAUCGUUCUGAUGGCUCAAGGAAAAACAGAGAACUUGUCAAAUGCAUUUGAAGGCUCAUCCACGUCUUUUGGAGCAAUUGGACUCGCUUUUUAUAACGGACUUUGGGCUUAUGAUGGAUGGAAUCAACUGAACUUCAUCACAGAGGAGCUAAAAAACCCAUACAGAAAUUUGCCUCUGGCCAUCGUCAUUGGAAUCCCUUUAGUGACUGUGUGCUAUGUGUUUGUCAACAUCGCUUACUUUACUGUCAUGACGCCCUCUGAACUGCUGUCGUCUUCAGCUGUCGCAGUGACUUUUGGGGACAGAGUCCUUUACCCUGUGGCUUGGAUAGUUCCUCUGUUUGUGGCCUUUUCAACAUUUGGUUCUGCAAAUGGAAGCUGCUUCACUGCUGGCAGACUGUCCUAUGUGGCUGGUCGAGAGGGUCACAUGGUGAAAAUCUUAUCCUAUAUUAGUUUGAAACGCUUCACUCCUUUACCUGCUCUCUUAUUUAAUGGCAUUUUGGCAAUAUUCUACAUUAUUCCUGCGGACAUCAAUACACUGAUAAACUACUUCAGUUUUGCUCAGUGGGCCUUCUAUGGUCUGACAACUCUGGCUCUGAUUGUCAUGCGUUUCACCCGGAAAGAUCUCAACAGGCCUGUGAAGGUGCCAGUGGUCAUAGCUGGCCUCGUAACCCUGGUGUCCUGCUACCUUGUCUUGGCUCCCAUUAUCGAUCAGCCUGAGUGGGAGUACCUUUACUGCACCAUCUUCAUCUUCAGUGGACUCAUCCUUUACUUCCCAUUGGUCUACAAGAAGGCAAACUGGGCUCGCAAAAUCAUGAGGCCCAUCACCAUGCAUCUCCAGCUGCUAAUGGAGGUCGUUCCACCGGAGAAAACCGAAUAAGAAGGGACAACCUGUUCAGCUGAAUUCUUGAGAUCCUCUGCUGCGUUUUGGACUUGAUCAGGAGAAGAUCUGGUGCUCGUAAAUGAUCACUGUCAAAAACAAGAACCUACUCUGUUUGAAAAGGUAUCCCUAUGUUAGGGAGAAUGAGUUGAAACAAUCAUGAUUUUUAGUCAUUUUUAGUAAUUUAUGAGGUUAUCGUACAAUAGAAGGUUAGGUCUGAUAGAAACAGAUGACUAGACUAGAGUGUUGUAGUCAUUAGUCAUGGUUGUGCUGCAUUGUUCAUGAACUUGUGAACAUAUCAGGAUAGAAUAUAUGUAUUUUUAUCUAUUUGUGGAAGUAAACAUCACUUGCAUUAAAUACUCACUAUGACAUUUGCCACCUGAAUUCAAAACCAGAAUGAAAAAUAGCUGCUAAAUUCUUGUGGAUUCACUUUUCCGUAAAGGGAUACGAUUUCCAUCCAUCCGUCCGUCCGUCCGUCCAUCCGUCCAUCCAUCCAUCCAUCCAUCCAUCCAUCCAUCCAUCCA
Molecule: messenger RNA, 2640 nt
Organism: Poecilia reticulata (guppy)
Lineage: Eukaryota; Metazoa; Chordata; Actinopteri; Cyprinodontiformes; Poeciliidae
Gene: slc7a9
Product: solute carrier family 7 member 9
Biological process (GO): amino acid transmembrane transport
Cellular component (GO): membrane
Molecular function (GO): L-amino acid transmembrane transporter activity
Source: RefSeq, a predicted model, not a curated record